Molecule: messenger RNA, 2977 nt
Organism: Galleria mellonella (greater wax moth)
Lineage: Eukaryota; Metazoa; Arthropoda; Insecta; Lepidoptera; Pyralidae
Gene: Tsen54
Exons: 5
Coding region: 242-2926 (894 amino acids)
Biological process (GO): tRNA-type intron splice site recognition and cleavage
Cellular component (GO): tRNA-intron endonuclease complex
Source: RefSeq, a predicted model, not a curated record
GAGCUCAAAAGGAUUUGCAUUCAGAGCCGUAAAACGUAUUAAUAAAAAAAAAAAAACUGUAGAGAGAUAUAUAUAUUUUAAUAUUUUACUGUUUUAAAUGCUAAAAAUUUUUAAAUAUUAUUAUUUGGUCAAAAUGCCAAAAAUUAAUAUAAAAAUAAAGAAAUAGUAGUGAUGCUCCGUAAUUAAUAAUACAACAGUGUUAAUAGAAAAUAAUUAGCUUUUCGGACUUGUAAAAUUUACUAUGAAUAAAACCAGAUUAUUAUCUGGCGAGGAAAUUGUAUCUAAAGGAACAACGAAAACGAAUGCCUCUUUGCCAGAACACGGCUUGAAAGAUGUCACAUCAAAUGGAUCGUGGCUGGAACAAAAACAAAUACAGAGUGCUUUAGAAGCAAGAAAACAGUUGAUAGAAGUAGAUAGAAUUGAAAAAUGUGGUGUGCUAAGUCAUGCAAAGUGGCGGGAGGACCUGAUGCUGGCAGAAGUAACCCAGAACACAGGUGGCCACUGGCAGUAUUUAGGGCAUUGUGUAGAUAAAUGCCUCUACCUCAAACCUGAAGAGGCUUUAUUUCUUAUUGAAGUGAAUUGUUUACUACUUAAACAUAAUGAUAUUGUUGUGUCAUUACAACAAGCAUAUUCAUUAUUACUUCGUGAAAAAAAUGCGCUUCUUCAGUAUAAAGUUUAUUCAUACCUUAGUAGAUUAGGGUAUAAAGUUUUCAGGCAUGUUAAUUCAUUACCAAAUCAGAUAAAAAAAUUGAGUGGUUCUGAACAACUAAGUAAAACUAAUACUGAAGAUAAUGCUGAAAAUAAAUUAUCAAACAAUAAAAGUGAUAAAUUAGAGGUAACUGAACCUGUGAUUGAUGAACAAGAAAUUCAAUACAAUGAAAUUAGCGAUACAAUAAUAAACAAUAAUGUAACGCAAACAAAUGUUCUAGAGACCGAAGUAAGCUAUUCAAUGGAAAUAGAUGAUGCACCAACAGUUAAUAAUAAAAUAAGUAAAGAAAACAUAACAUUACAAUUAGCAAAUUGUCAAAGUAAACUGCAAAAACUGAAAAGAAGAAAAAUUCAUGGUCCACACUAUAUGAAGGAUACACAGAAAUAUUAUGAAAAUAUUCCUGAUUUAUUUAAAAAAGAAACUAUUAUUGUACAAGUUCCAAAACAAGAACAUUUACCAAAUAACAUUGUUCUUAAAAAAUCGGAAUAUAAUCUAAAAAUAUACAACAUAAAAACAAAAAAUAUUCAACCUCCAUCAACUUAUUCAGAAACAUAUAGUAUAAUGGAUGAAGAUACAGGAGCUAGAAGAAUAGAUAAUGUAAUGAAUACUAGACAAAAUAAUACAACACAAUUUUUUCCUUCCUUUACUCAAUUUCCGAGGUACUCUCAAUUUCCAAGACACACUUCAUUUCCAAGACACACUCAAUUUCCAAGACACACACAAUUUAAUCAAUAUAACGCUUGGACUCCACGUUUCAAUUUUAGCUAUUGUAACUUUAGUUUAUUCUUUCAAAGAUCAUUCCAAAGGCCAUUAUUCCAUAAUCCUUUUCUCCAAUCAAGGUUUCUGUUUUAUCCUAGAAUUCCCGAACUCGUUAGACCACAGUCAAAUAUGUCAAAUUAUAAUAUUAACCAACCAAAUAGUCCACGGAAAAGAAUUAGAGAACGUAGUAGUUGCAACGGCCAAACUUACCAUUUGAAUAACAUAAAAAAAUUGGCUAUGAAAAUGAAAACGCGGAAACUCGUAAUAGGGGAAAUAAAACCAAGUAAUAUUCGUUGGCUCCAAAGGUUAGCGCAAACAUACAACGCAAGGUUCAAAGAAAAUAUAAGAAUUACAGAAGAAUUGGAUGUUGUUCAUGACAUAUUAGAAACUAUUGAAUUAGAAGAUGAAGAAGAUACAGGGAACAAAAAAAUGAAAUUAGAUUCAACUUGUAAUGCAUUUGAUGAAAAUUUUAUAAAAAUAAAAGAAAUGGCAUUAAAAUUAGGAAAACUUGAAACUAAAGGGAUAGCUACUGCCAGGCAUAGGAGAGCUUUAUCAAACAUUAUCAAAACGUUUAAUAAAUCAUACAGCGCUGAUAUACAUCUGAAUGAAAAUUAUGAAAUAUUGAGUAAUAGGAAUAUUACUCUUGACUCAAGUUCAGAUUCUGACUGUAUUAUUAAUGAAAUUCCAUCUCCUCAAAGUAAGAUGGUGAGAAAUCCAUUUAAUGUGUUAAAGCAACUUUCAGAAAAAAAUAAAUUUACUCCCAUUGCAAGCACUAGUAGACAAGUUAAUAUAAAUCAUAGUAAUAUUGAUGAAACAAUAUCAAAAGAAAAUGAAAAUAAAUAUAAUGAAUUAGUCACAAAAUAUUUUGACAAAAAUUGGUUACCAAAUGAAAGUGAUUUUGGUAGAGCAGAAGUACCUCCAAAGAGCUUGAUGAAUUUUCGGAUUGUAAAUACAAACAAAGAAGAAUUUUUAUAUGACUUUAUAAAGAACCAGUCUUGUUUUGACAACUGGUUAGAUAUAAAAAUCUCAUUUUAUAAAAGUAUGGAAGUAGCUACUGCUGUUUUUCAAGAUGAUAUUGAAAAAUCAAAUACUUUUGAAGUAAAUUCUUUAAUAAAAUCUGAAGAUUGUACAAAUACGGCUUCAGUACUAAAAAAAUUGAGUAUAAUACCCAACAAUACAGCUGUUCAUCAUGAAUCUACAUUAAGUAUAGAUUUUGAUGUGUACAAUAGAGAUGUGCAGAAUUUUAAGAAAAGCAAUCCACCUAUACCUCAUUUUCGUGUAAUAUGUGUGAAUGAAGCGUCUACAUUACCAUCUGGAGCGGAAAUCAGCGCUCUCAUCUCCAAAUACGAGGACCAGGUACCUAUAGUUUUCGCUGCUGUAGGUGUUUCUUCAAUAUCAUACAUACAAGUCAUGCCAAAUAAUUUGCCCGUGUACAUACCAGCUAGUGAUGUACAUUGAUUGAUUUGUUUAAAACUUAUAUUGUUCAUAAUAAAUAUGAAAGUUUCAGGA